Drosophila takahashii is the source of this 790-nucleotide messenger RNA. RefSeq names its product Translocator protein (gene Tspo). Gene Ontology annotation, cellular component: mitochondrial outer membrane. Lineage: Eukaryota; Metazoa; Arthropoda; Insecta; Diptera; Drosophilidae. The record is from RefSeq and is a predicted model, not a curated record.
ACUCGUGCAGUCGAAUGAAAUCAGCGGCAAACAAAACGGGCAAAGCAGAACGCUCCCCGAUAUUGCGAUUCAUUUGCAGUGCAAACUCCGAAAAUGGCUGAUCGUCCGUGUGCUGGAAACAUUCUCCGUAUCGCCGGUGCGGUAAUCCUCCCGAAUCUGGGUGGGAUCUACAAUGGGCGGCUGACCAGGAAGCACCUGGAGAGCUGGUACUCCAAGCUCAAGUUCCCCUCCUUCAAGCCGCCCAAUGCUGUGUUUGCUCCGAUGUGGAUCUCCCUGUACGCGGGAAUGGGCUAUGGAUCCUAUCUGGUUUGGCGCGACGGCGGAGGAUUCUCGGGGGAGGCGGCCAGGCUGCCCCUCAUCGCCUACGGAACCCAAUUGGCCCUCAAUUGGGCCUGGACGCCCAUCUUCUUCGGGCAGCACAAUAUCAAGGGCGGGCUUAUUGACAUAGUCGCACUCACUGGCGCCGCUGGAAUUUGUGGGGUUCUGUUCUACAAGGUUAACAAGACCGCCGGAUUGCUCUUUGUACCCUACCUCGCCUGGCUGGGAUUCGCCACCGCCCUCAACUACUCCAUUUGGAAGCUGAAUCCCGAGGAGAAGAAGCCCCUGGAGGAGGAGAAGCCCUCGGGCAGUGGUCAUGCCAAGGCCAAUUAGGCCGGAAGGCCGAAAUCCCAUAGUUUUAAGUUUGUUUCGCACAAUAUGUCAUGGGCUUUAGAACUUAUCGAACCAGGGCUACGAAGUUGGAUAAGAUAUCGUUAUAAAGUGCCUGAAAAUGAGCGGUAAAUUCAAAGAA